This is a messenger RNA of Exophiala mesophila, 1589 nucleotides long. RefSeq lists its product as uncharacterized. Lineage: Eukaryota; Fungi; Ascomycota; Eurotiomycetes; Chaetothyriales; Herpotrichiellaceae. The record is from RefSeq and is a predicted model, not a curated record. The transcript has 2 exons. Bases 88 to 1455 code for a protein of 455 amino acids.
CAACUCUACACUCCACCAUCUUUAAUUAUUAUUAAGCCAAACUCUUCCUACGUUCAAGACUUGCUUGGCUUGUUGCCGCGACUCACAAUGCCUAUUCUCGAGCGGAUGCGGAGAAAGCUCCAACGUUCCAAGAGUGCCAAUCAUCCUUUGGAGGGUGGAGAUGACAACGGCGACGAUGAUGUUGUUCUCGCCACGAUUCCCCCAUCAUGGCCGCGCAAUCCUCUGACCUUAUCACCAUCUGAUGAACAGCUGGUGACAAAACUCGCAUUUGCUGAGGACACCAACUUGAACCCUAAUACCCCGCCGCUGGCAACACCAUCAGUUAAAACCGGUUAUUCGGAGAGGACGGUGUUAAACAAUGUCGAGUCUGGAAUUCUGUCCCUUCCGACUGAGAUGCUCAUGGCCUUGCUCCCAUAUCUCUGCCUUAGCGCCGAAGUCGCGUUGCGGCAGACCUGCUCGAGAUUUCUGCAUCUAUACAGCACUCAGUCAUUCCUUUUGACGGGGCAGGACCUUUUUGAGUUUCUUUGCAUGACUGAACGCGAUCAAGAUCCACAAGAGUUGGACAAGCUCGUCUGUGGUAGUUGCCGCGAGCUCCAUAUUCGCUCUACCUUUCCAUCUGCAGAGAUCAGGCAAGCGCCAGAUUUAAGAGAUUGUCGACAAGUCUGGCUAUGUGCACACCGAUAUCUAGGCUUUCAGAAGAGCAUCAACGCAAUCAAGGCCGGAGUAGAGGCACCAUUUCGUGUGGAAACUUUGGAGCCAUGCUCACGUUGCAGGAACUCGAUCCGAAAUCGGUCGGUAGCCGACAGGCCAGAAAAGGGUACAUCGUCAACGGAUUUGGAGCAUCCCAAGGCCGAGUCGCUUUUGAUUUCCAAAAUUGGUAUUUUGCAAGCCCCCUCUCCUUUGUACAAUGUUCGGACAACCGGGGGCAGUGGCAUGUACAAGGAAAUCUUCCAGGUAAAGUCGGUAUCGGCAGCCCUUCAGUCGAUCGAUUUCAGACUUUGUCCACAUCUCAAACUCGGCGACCCUUAUAUACUAAGCAAGUUUUGCCGAGCAUGUAUCAACACUCAGCGCUUACCCCCAGGAGUCAAAGGGCCACCCUGUAUUAAUGAGAACAAAAGAGAGUUUGUCGAAGUCAGAAACGCUCCGAAAUGCAAAGGUACAUGCUACACACGGGGUUGCAAAACACAGUUUAUGUUUCAGGCAAAAGAAAGUCUGUCUCCCGAUGCCUCGGGCAGGCGACAGGUUUGGCUCAUCAUUGUCAUUUAUCGCUGGUUGGGACCCCUGUUGACUGCUGGCCGAAAUUCUGCCUGGACCGACCAUUCUGUCAACCAUGUCGAACGCAAAGAGAUGCGUGCAAAAUGGGCAGCAUGGGACAAGUCAACUCGCAGCGUUCGACAGUGCAUGCCAAACUGGAGUAUAUGUCUUCUACAUCCAGAAGAUCCCAAUUUGCGUUGACGUGUCAGGUGGAAAUGAUGAAUGCUUAGAGCCAUAAUAUGUUCAAAGCCGCGGGAUGGAUCCGCCUUACUCAGCGGCUGAGCACAUGGUCGCCUGACCAACGCAUAUGAUGUAUAUAUAUCCAUAUAUAUCAA